AUGAAGCUAAGGCUUCGCGACGACCAAGAUGACGGACCCGUCCAUAGCUUUGUCAAUCCCUAUGUCGAGUUGAACGCCGGGCUGUGGUCGCUGUUUGCAGGUGCGACUUUCUUUCUGUGGUUGAGGCUAUACGUCAAGAUUACGAGGAGACAUGGAAUGUGGUACGAUGAUUAUAUCCUUCUGGUAUCAUGGCUCAUCCUUCUCGCCAACAAUAGUCUUAUCGUCUGGGAAUUCGGAAACGGCUAUGUUCUCAAGGACUCAUCGCAACAAUGGGACGACAAAAUGCACAUACUCAUCAACAUCUCGUCAUGCGGAACAUUGAUCGGCCAAGCGUUGACAAAGACAGCUUUCGCCGUGACACUAUUACGAAUGAGCAAUCGCUGGCAGAAAUGGAUACUGUGGUUUUGUAUUGCCAGCAUGAACGCCUACAUGAUCGUCAAGGUGUUUUUCCAGUGGGCCAAAGUAUGCGGCAAGGAUACGUACGACAACUGGUAUCGAUUCGACUUCUGCUUGGAAUCCAAGUUCCGAAAUGACUUCAAGGAGGGUGGCAACAUCUACAACAUCAUUAUGGAUUUCGUGUUUGCAUGCUUCCCUUGGCUUAUCACCAGAGGGCUGGAGAUGAAGAAGGCCGAGAAGAUUGGCCUUUGCUUCACAAUGAGCCUGGGAAUGAUUAUUGCUAUCGUCUCGGCUAUUCGUGUUAGCUGGAAGGAUCAAGGAAAUGGUCGUGAUGCCUACUACAUCUGGCGCAAUGGCAUGUCACAAGUUUGGUACUCAUCAGAAGUUGCUGGAACAAUCAUGGUGCAAUGUAUCCCCAUUCUCCGUCCCAUCCUCAAAAAGUUCCAUACAUCAUACACCUCGCGUCGUCUCGACUCACAAACCGGUGAACGCAAAGGCUCCGGCUGGACGUGGACACGCAGUAGCAAGCACAUCUCCACCGGGCCCCUAACACCUGGUCAUCCCCCCAUUCUCAACAACAACCCCGACGGCAUGGAGCUACGCAACAUCCCCGAGGAACAAGAACCAGCAGAGUUCGAUUUCUGGGGCAAGAAUGAUCCACCUUCACCAGAUGAUCUCGAGGAUGGAAGACCUGAUAUCAAGUACAAGUUCAACAGGGAGGAGAUGAAGUUCACACGAGAUGAUAGCUGGCCCCUGGGAGGUGAAAGUGAGAGCGCAAAGAGUGCGAGAAGUAUCGAGUUGGCACACUCGAAUAUGGGAUUGGCUGUUGAACACGAGGCCGCACAGCAGGGACUGUCGCCACCACCGCCUCGAAGGACAUGA
Molecule: messenger RNA, 1278 nt
Organism: Fusarium mangiferae
Lineage: Eukaryota; Fungi; Ascomycota; Sordariomycetes; Hypocreales; Nectriaceae
Exons: 5
Coding region: 1-1278 (425 amino acids)
Source: RefSeq, a predicted model, not a curated record